GUUUUGGAAUUCAGAGUGUAGUGAGAAUUUGAAUGUCUGAAUUGUUUUAUACUUUGGAAUUCUUCAUAGUAUAGAUAUUUGAGAGUUUCAGAGUUUGACUGGAAAGUCAUCAUUAUACUGGAUAAUGGUAAUUUGACAGCCCUCUUUUUUAAUCAGCAUUUUUUUUUGUUUCACUUUUUACUUUAGACGUUACAAACAAUAAUGCAUUAUCAGAAAAUCGUCGAAAUACCACAAAUCAGAAUCAAGAUAAUGAAGGAGACGAAACGGAAUUCGCUCGCAGUGGAUUUGAAUUAGACGGUGGAAACGGUAGAUAG
Messenger RNA from Didymodactylos carnosus, 314 nucleotides. Lineage: Eukaryota; Metazoa; Rotifera; Eurotatoria; Philodinida; Philodinidae. The record is from the annotation of a GenBank genome assembly.